UGUGGCGUCAGUGCUUCGAGCGCUUCAAAACAAUCCUUGUGCUGAAGGGGAUUGAAAAUAAUUGUGAGAAUAUUGACUGAAAUGAUCGAGGAACACGACGAACGAGAAGCAAUAUGCGAUUCAGUGAAUUCGCUUGUGGAAGGUUGUCGCUUGCCGGUUAGAAUGCACGGCACCGAUGAUUGGCCUCUGGCUGAAAUCAUCAGUGUCAAAGAUGUUCGUGGUAUCAAGUGUUAUUACGUUCAUUAUGUAGAUUUUAAUAAAAGAUUAGACGAAUGGGUAGUGGAAACAUGUUUGGAUACAAGAAAAGUUCAGUAUCCAAGGAAAGAUGGUACGACGCCGGGUACAGGAGCGGCAACGCCAAAAAAACAAGCGCCAAGCAGACCGCCGAGUCCGAGCAGUCUGAACAGCGAACCGUUGAACGGUACAGCCGUUUUUCAGGCUGCAUUGCAGAAAAAAAUGGCUCGGAAAAGAAAAGCAACGUUUUUGGAAAACGAAGAUUCGCAAGAAGCGCCACCACCGGUGGUGCCUUCUCCGGUGACUGGUCCAAGACCGUCGCAAGGUUCAAUGGUAGCGCAUCAUGGUCAUGACGAUGUAGUAACGAGAAUGAAAAAUAUCGAAUUAAUAGAGCUCGGUAGGCACAGAAUAAAGCCAUGGUACUUCAGUCCAUACCCUCAAGAAAUGGUGAAUUUGCCGUGCAUUUACAUAUGUGAAUUUUGUUUGAAAUAUCGAAAGAGUAGAAAGUGCCUGGAAAGACAUUUGGCAAAGUGUAAUUUGCGACAUCCACCGGGCAACGAAAUCUAUCGUAAAGGUCCAAUCUCAUUUUUCGAGAUCGACGGUCGAAAGAACAAAAACUAUGCUCAAAAUUUGUGCCUACUAGCGAAAUUGUUCCUCGAUCAUAAAACCCUCGAUUACGAUACCGAUCCAUUUUUAUUCUACGUUAUGACGGAUUUUGACAGUCGAGGAUUUCACAUAGUCGGUUACUUCUCCAAAGAGAAAGAAUCCACUGAGGAUUACAACGUUGCAUGUAUUUUAACUCUACCGCCUUAUCAGAGAAGAGGAUAUGGCAAGUUACUCAUAGAAUUCUCCUACGAACUAUCCAAAUUUGAAGGCAAAACUGGAUCUCCUGAGAAACCAUUGUCCGAUCUUGGUCUCUUGUCUUACCGAAGCUAUUGGGCUCACACCAUUCUUGAUAUCUUACUGAACGUCAAGCCCCUCGUCGAUAAUGAAAAGGCACAAAUAACCAUUAAUGAGAUCUGCGAACUAACUUCCAUCAAGAAAGAGGAUGUUAUUUCUACCCUUCAAAAUCUUAAUCUCAUUAACUAUUACAAGGGACAGUACAUCGUUACGUUGAAUAGAGAAAUAAUUGAGCAGCACGCAGCAGCGAUGGAAAAGAGAUCUAUAAGGAUAGAUCCAAAGUGCUUGCACUGGACGCCGAAAGACUGGAGCGUAAGAGCAAAAUGGUGAAAACACGAGCUCUCAUGAACAAUAUGAAAGAACUUUAAACAAAUGAAAAAAAAACUGUUACACCGUGGACAUGAUUAAGAUGGGUGUCAUUCUAGUAGACGAUCAGUUGAGCAAUGUAUGUCAGGACUCCUGAAAAUAACUGCUCGCUUUCGAACGGUGUAUAAAAUUGUACAUAUUUACAUUGGCGUUUGAAGAAGUCCAGUUUUAAUGAUGGGAAAAAAAGAAACAAAAGAAAUGAACAAGAGUAAUGUAAAAAAAAACUGAAAUACUGAAAAAACCAGACCGUAUGUCGUGAGAAAUUGAUUCUUUGGACUUGUCUCGUUAUAAUUCAAAUAAUGUCAAUAGUACUACUGUUCAUUAUAACGAAAUUGACAGCGAUCUGAUAUUUGAAGAUUUCUGGAGGAGCACUCGUACAAAUCGUGCAAUCAACAUUAUCGAGUCCGACAGAGUCAAAGAGACAGAAGAAAAGACAAAAAUUAACUGAAAAAAUGAAGAGAAGCAAUAAUAAAUCGGAGGCGAAGAUAAUGCAAACGCGAAAAAAUAUUACAAAGGAAAUGGCCAAGCAUUUUAAUACAAUGACGCAGGGUCUUAUUUUUUUUCUUUCUUUUUUAUCAAUCGUUUGGCCAAUCGUUUAUUCUGUUUUUCUUCUCAGUCACACAUACGUGUAUAGUUUCGAGGUAAUCGAUUUGUACAGAACUUCACUAAUAUAGCAGAAUUGUAAAUAAAUGUGAUUUUAUAACGUAA
This is a messenger RNA of Venturia canescens, 2208 nucleotides long. RefSeq names its product Histone acetyltransferase Tip60 (gene Tip60). The transcript is spliced from 5 exons. The record is from RefSeq and is a predicted model, not a curated record. Bases 82 to 1464 code for a protein of 460 amino acids. Gene Ontology annotation, cellular component: chromatin; MSL complex. Lineage: Eukaryota; Metazoa; Arthropoda; Insecta; Hymenoptera; Ichneumonidae. Gene Ontology annotation, molecular function: transcription coregulator activity; histone H4K16 acetyltransferase activity. Gene Ontology annotation, biological process: negative regulation of DNA-templated transcription; positive regulation of transcription by RNA polymerase II.